Messenger RNA from Hydatigera taeniaeformis, 1014 nucleotides. The record is from the annotation of a GenBank genome assembly. NCBI's taxonomy places the organism in Eukaryota, Metazoa, Platyhelminthes, Cestoda, Cyclophyllidea, Taeniidae.
AUGGCACUUCGGCAGUACUGGAAUUGCUUGAAUGUUGUUGGACUAAGUCGAACUAUUCCCCGACCCGAUAUAUCCCGAUUUCCUCCAAUUUCUUGCCAAAAGGUGCUUCGCAAGUUGCCGACGCUCUCAGAGAAACCCAGUCAAGGAGACAUCGUUUUUCUCCUCCCCAUUGAUAAGCAAAACGAUUUGGACCGACUUUUUACAAGAUGGACUGAUUGCUUAAAGACUCAUGGCGUGGACUCAUAUCAGCUUCAAGCCUAUGUAGAGGCAGGUGUGCGAGCACCUUCAAGGGGUAAUAGCGAUGUCUCAACACCCCGAAAAAAAACCAGACUUAAUUUGAGCGAGAAAAGUUCCCUUGACAGCGCACCCACUCUAUUUAAGGCGCUUGAGGACACGGUGAUAAGUCUGUUCAAAAACGAGUUCACAGUGGCAUUUGUGGUCGCAAAAAAUGUAUCAAUAACUACUUUCAUCUCACCCUUCUGCCUGGUUCCCUUUGAUUUGCGCAAAAAAUUUCUUUCGACCAAAUUGGAACUCCCCAAACGCCUGUCUGACCAAUGUGGCUCAAAGCAGCCUCGAUCAAGCCUUGCCUUCUCAAAUUGCUCCGAGUUCUCAGAGUCCGACUCUCGACUCAUGUACGUGGAUUUGACAUGCGAUGGGAAGAUGGACUCACAGGCUUUUGAGUGCCUCAACCAGAAGCAGGAAAGGAGGAAUUCUUUGAACAACAUAAGUGUUCUGGCCUUUUCCUUCAAUUGUUCAGGCUCCGAAUUGACAUUGAACAGUCUAAAUUCCACGUCUAGUUGGGUCAACGUGCCUCUGCAGUGCUGCAGAUCUCCAAAGGCCUCAGUUUGUACUCACUGCGUUGCCAACAUGUUGGCUGUAAUGGAUUUCGUUAUCCUGCCCAUGAGUUACGCCUUCGCUCCCGAUCUCUUAGUCAUCAAUGUCGGUGGUUUUACCGCAAAAGAGGUUAGCCGGUUUCAAAUCAACUUCUUUAUCAGCCUUCAUCCUCGAACGUAG